Molecule: messenger RNA, 653 nt
Organism: Pelodiscus sinensis (Chinese soft-shelled turtle)
Lineage: Eukaryota; Metazoa; Chordata; Testudines; Trionychidae
Source: RefSeq, a predicted model, not a curated record
AUGGGGGAUGUGUCCCGGCCUGCCCCUCCCUGCCUGGGCAAAGGGAAGCCAGAGGUGAGGAGCUUCCCCUGCCGGAUCUGCGGGAAGCAGUUCAAGCGCUCGUCCACGCUCUCCACCCACCUGCUCAUCCACUCGGACACGCGCCCCUUCCCCUGCCCCUUCUGCGGGAAGCGCUUCCACCAAAAAUCCGACAUGAAGAAACACACCUUCAUCCACACAGGCGAGAAGCCUCACAAGUGCCAGGUGUGCGGCAAAGCCUUCAGCCAGAGCUCCAACCUCAUCACCCACAGCCGCAAGCACUCGGGCCACAAGCCCUUCGCCUGCUCCCUGUGCCCCAAGGGCUUCCAGCGCAAAGUGGACCUGCGGCGCCACCAGGAGACCCACGGGCUCUUCCACAGCCCCGGGGGCAGCCAAGCGCUGGGCGCCCUCUGCUAGGGGCUGGCUGAGGCCUGGGACGCCUGGUCUGCGGGGAGACGCCGUGAGGAGAAACCCCAGAACUGAGGGGGCUUGAGGCUCAGCCCCCGGCCCCAGGGCUGGCAGGUGCUGCUGGGACCUGCAGCCCCCAGGCGCCAGCGCCGGCAGGAGGACGCGGGUGCCAGGCUGAGCCUGGAUGGGCGGGCGCCGUGGAUCGGGCAGGGCAUUGCUGCGGUGAA